Necator americanus (New World hookworm) is the source of this 393-nucleotide messenger RNA. RefSeq lists its product as uncharacterized. The transcript has a single exon. The record is from RefSeq and is a predicted model, not a curated record. Lineage: Eukaryota; Metazoa; Nematoda; Chromadorea; Rhabditida; Ancylostomatidae. The coding region runs from base 1 to 393 and encodes 130 amino acids.
AUGGCGAUCUGUACUUAUAACGCACGUACGCUUGCAUCGGAAGCGACCAUCGAAGAUCUGAUGAUGCAAGCCAAAAAGACCAAGUACGACGUCAUCGGACUGACCGAAACGAGACGACGUCACCCUCUCAACGCCGUAUAUGAAACUGGAGAAGAACUGUUCUUAGGAACAUGCGACAGUAGAGGUGUUGGUGGAGUUGGCGUCCUCGUCAACACGAGAACGGCAAAGCACAUCGACUCUUUCGAACAACUUACGACCCGAAUCGGACGUCUGCAGAUGAGAAGAUGUGGUCCAACACCAGCUUUGACUAUCUUCGUCGCUUACGCUCCAACAUCAAGCUACGAAGAAGAAAAAGUCGAAGCUUUCUAUAUGGACCUGGAGAAGUUCUACUGA